Anisakis simplex (herring worm) is the source of this 648-nucleotide messenger RNA. NCBI's taxonomy places the organism in Eukaryota, Metazoa, Nematoda, Chromadorea, Rhabditida, Anisakidae. The record is from the annotation of a GenBank genome assembly.
AUGGCACGAUUCCGCCUCAACCUGGAUCGAGCCACGAUCAAUGAAACGUGUACGGACAAGGAUCGUCACUGCUUUGAGUGGGUGGCUGCAAAUGGAAACGAUUGUGAAUCGGUGGCCUAUGUGAAGACGAGCUGUCGAAAGACGUGUGUCGAGUGCGGAACGCCAGACAAAAGAUUCGAUGUUCGAAAUAUGCCCGAUGAGUUGAGACCAAUCGGUUUCCUGUUGGGUGUGUGGCGAUCAGAAGCCGGCGGCAAAGCAAUCUUUCCAACAAUCCCAGUUUUCACAUAUGGUGAAGAGAUCUCAAUAUCACUGCCGAAUAAGGGGAUGAAAGGUCUUAAAGCACUUAAUUACACUGCGUUCGCAUGGGACAUAAACAACAGACAGGAACUGCAUGCUGAAUAUGGAUAUCUUGCGAUGAAACCGCAUUCGAAGCAGAUAGCACUGACCACCGUCAUGGACAAUGGUCAGCACUGCAUUCAACAGUUGAUUUUAACACUACUGAUAGCAGUUCUAUUUGGAACGGUGAUGAUUCGUGAAUGGCGACUAUUGGAUAGUACUACCUUUGAAGCUCGUCUCUUCAUGGAAACCCUAACGCAUCGAAUGCAAAUGCACACGUCAAUUAUUUAUAAAAAAAUUUAUCCUUUAUAA